UGUAUCCAGUAACCUAACAUCGGCAGUGCCUCAGCUCAAGCCAUCUGCUCUACGAGCUCUUGGAGAUAAGCGGUUCUCGGAUUGGAGUGUCAUAGGAAAAAUUAAUUAUAAUUGAAAGCCUGUAGAAAAUCGAGGACCUCGCUGGCUGGAAGGCCCGGCACGGCAGAUGGCUCGCUAGCCCCCUGGGAGAGAGCUGGCGGCCGCGAUCGCGCGCCGGAGCCGUGAGCUGUGAGAGAGACGAGCAUGGCCCUGAUUGGCCGCCCGAUCCAGAUGUGCCCGAGCAGCAGCAGCAGCAGCAGCAGCAGCGGUGGCCAGCUGUGAGAUGCUGUCCGGCAGCUGGCGCAAGACUGCACUGCCCUCGGCGGCCAGAGGGGGCAGCGUGGUGCUGGAGGCCCAGUAUGACUACUCGUACCGGGCCACGGACGGGCGGCAGGUGUCGAUGCGCGAGGGCGAGCGCUUCGUGCUGCUGCGCAAGGCCAACGACGACUGGUGGCAGGUGCGCCGCAUGGGCGCCCCGCCCAAGUCGAAGCCCAUCUACGUGCCCGCGACCUACGUGACCGAAGUGCAGGCCAAUGUCCGCCUGGUGGCCAGGGCCUCCCUCACGCCCUGCUCACAGUCACCCUGCCCAGCGCCCGCCAGGACCUUCUGCCGCUCCAUGGAAGACCUCAACUCCACCUUCCGCGGCCGGGGGGCCGGGGGCCACUUCCCCACGCUGCCCUUCGCCGGCCCCCCUCCCUCCUCCUCCUCCGGCCACCUCCUGCUGCCCCCGGACCCCUCCGGCCCCAUGGCCCGCAGCAAGAGUUCCAGCAUGCUGCCCCAGAACCCCUAUCAGGAGCCCGAGGCGGGGGGCAGCCCCAGCGGGGCCCCCCACACCAAGAGCUACAGCCAGGGGGACAUCGUGGAGGCCCCCCGCAGGCACAGCCACCUGCAGCUGGGGGCCCAGCCCUACAUCCCGCGCCACUCCCUGCUGGAGUCGCCCCUCUACAGCUCCCGGCGGCUGUCGGAGCCGCCCAGCCCGACCCAGCGGCCCCUGCAGGUGCUGGACCUGUGGGAGCAGCACCUGGACCCCGUCACGGGCCGCUGCUUCUACGUCAAUAGCGUGACCCGUGAGCGAUCCUGGAAGCCGCCCCGCCGGGCCAAGGAGCGCGCUGCCAGCCGGGUUCAGCCCUGUGACCCAGCUGUCACUGGUUCUGGGAGACGCCCAGAGGCGACUGUGACACGACAGAGCAGCGCGGAGGCUAGUCCUUUCCAGGGAGGAACGUUCCCUCGGGACUCCAACCAGCUUUCGUCCCCAAGUCAGGAUUCUGGGAAUGGGAGUCUGCAAAAGACCUCACGGCACCUCCCCCCACCCCCCCCGGGCCCUACGGAGGUGAUUUCCAGUCAGGGAGCCGAGGAAAGACCCUGCCUCCCCUCGGACAGACCGGCUGACGCUGGCAGCUCGAACGCAGGCAGGACCGAGCAGAGGGCUCCUCGCAGCAGAGACUGCCCAGAAAGAACCGAGCUCGGAGACAGACUCCCCUCUGCUCAGCUGCCCAUGGACCCGAUGAGUGAGAGCCUUCUCUCUCCUGGCUCCAGCCCAGUCACCUACAUCUACAGCGUGCAGGACGCCGACAGCAGCUGGGAGCUGAGCCAGAAUAUCCAGCGAGCUGCAUCCUCCGACGCCCUGAAUAGCGCCCCCUUCAGCCCCACUGAGGCGCAGCUCCGGAACAGCAGUGCUCUGCCCAAGAUCGAGAGGCUGAACCACGCCCGCUCCAUGAUCCUGACCGAGCAGAGUGAGGCCAAGAUGGCCCAGCACCGCAGAAACAUGUCUCAUCACGUCCUGGGUGGCAGGGGCAUGGAGCCCCUCUCCCCGAUCAGCUCUCCGGACAGCUCUGAGAGCACCACCCCGGAGCUGGAAAAGGCCGGCAUGCUCAAUAAGACUAAAAUUGCUGAAGGGGGCAGGAAGCUAAGGAAGAACUGGAAUGCCUCUUGGGUAGUGCUGGUGGGGAACAGCCUGGUUUUCUUUAAGGACCCCAAAACGCAGACGCCCUCCACUUGGGUAAGUCAGUGCGCCCCCUGGUGGAGAUCCCUUGCCACAAUCACAGUGCAGCCCUGUGGAUGCGUACUGUAUGUGUGCCUGCCAGACUGCAGAAGCACAGCUGCCUCUAACGAGUCAAUGCAGCAGACUUCUUCAGAAACCAUGAAAUGUUCCCCUCAGCUGCGGACAGUGACUGGGAACGAGUUCCUGCUGCAGUCGGAGACGGACUCGGUGAUCCGGGAGUGGUACAGCACCAUCCAGAGUGUCAUCGACCGCCUGGACCGGGAGAACCCCCUGGACAACGUGCUGCUGUACUCCCUGCGCCGCGCUGGCAGCACCGAGAUCCUGGACCACAGCGGAGACGAAGACGACAUCCGGGCCAGCCGCAAGUCCUCUUCAGUGCUGCGCUCCACCUCCAGCGCGGAGAGCUCGGAGAAGAAGCGGGUGAAGAGCCGGCUGAAGAAGCUGAUCUUGAAGAGGCCGCCGCUGCAGGCCCUGCAGGAGAAGGGCCUGAUCAAGGAACAGGUGUUCGGCUGUCGGCUGGACGCCCUGUGUGAGAGGGAGAAGAGCAGUGUGCCGAAGUUCGUGCGGUUGUGCGCGGAGGCCGUGGAGAAGAGAGGCCUGGAGACAGACGGGAUCUACAGGGUGAGUGGGAAUCUGGCCGUCAUCCAGAAGCUGCGCUUCAAGGUGGACCACGAGCGAGCCGUGACCACGGACGGGAGGUAUUUGUUCCCCGAGGAACUGGUCCAAGAGGAGAAGCUGAACUUGGAUGACAGCGAAUGGGAGGACAUCCACGUCAUCACCGGGGCUCUCAAGAUGUUUUUCCGGGAGCUGCCCGAGCCCCUCAUUCCCUACAGUUUCUUCAAUGACUUUGUGGAGACCGUCAAAAUACCUGACUAUAUGGAGAAGGUAGAGCGCAUGAAGUGUCUGGUGAAAAAAUUGCCGCCUCCCAACCACGACACCCUGAACUACAUCUUGCAGCACCUCAAGAGGGUGAUGGAGCAGUCCGACAUCAACCGCAUGACCACCCAGAACAUCGGCAUCGUGUUCGGCCCGACGCUGAUGAGGCCCGAGAGAGACAACUCCAACAUAGCCAUCAACAUGGUGUACCAGAACCAGGUGGUGGAGCUCAUCCUCAGCGAGUACAGCCAGAUCUUCGGCCCAGAGAGGCCAGACUUCCACUGACCUGUCCGCGGGGCACGGUGUUGGCCGGCCUCCUCCGAACGACACUCGUGCGGUCUUCCGCCAUCUUUCUUUUUCCCUGCUGUCUUGGGAAGGGACAGUAGCCGCAGGAUUCGGCAGCCGUCCACCAGGACAGUGACUGUGAUGGGUGGGCUGGGAGAGAGAAAGGGGCGAGACUUCGAUGUUGCACUGGUCACCUUUACACUGUUUUCACUGGAGUUUGUAACCGACUCUGUCUCAUGCUCGCUCUGUCAUGCAUGGGCCGCUCUCAAAGCCCCCUGGUGGUGAAGAAGACAGAGAUCAAAACGUUGUACUAGCAGACUCCUGCCACUGAAGCAGGCCACGGGGACGCGAAUCACGAGCUUCUCCCUGAAAUCACUGUGGCUCGGGUUCCCUGAACGGCUUGGCAUUCCUCUAGGUCUGCGAUUCAAUCCCAUAGUCCCUUGCAGUCGGGGCCAGUGAGACACAGGAGAUUAGAGCAAGUCAGAUGCCGAAACGUUUUUUAAAUUAUUUUUUAAUGUUUUUUUAACAGUCGUGUCUGAUUCGUACAGGCUCCCUCGAAAGACGUGGCGUGGUGCCGGAGAUUUGGCACAGAUAUUUGUACGAGAAGGGGCCGGUGGUGUGGGAGCGCUCAGGAGGGGAGGCUUGGCUUGUGUUUUCCCAGAAUUCUCUUCCUUUGUAACAGGCUGUCUGCCGUGCGGUGAAUCCUGGACUCACCUGUCUAACUGGCCGUCUUCCACAGCCAGCAAUCAAUGGAGAAGACAUUUUAACACCAGCACCAUAAGACUUCAACGUUGUAGUCCUCCAAGACAGGACUUAUUCAUGCUGUUUAAUUUUUUUGGGCAAAAAUGAAGCACUGUUUUAUUACAUAAAUGUGGAUGCAGAAAUGA
This is a messenger RNA of Lepisosteus oculatus (spotted gar), 4089 nucleotides long. NCBI's taxonomy places the organism in Eukaryota, Metazoa, Chordata, Actinopteri, Semionotiformes, Lepisosteidae. The record is from RefSeq and is a predicted model, not a curated record.